UUUGAUCUCCCCAUCAACUUUCCCCCUCUUGAGCAGCAAUGGCCCCCGGGGGGAUCCCUGCGGUUGCCAGGAACUGCUGGGCUGGGGCUCUAAUAGUGGCGAUAGCACUGAGAACUCACAGAGCUCAUUGCACAGACCCUCCAGAGCAUUUCCUGCUGCAGGAGAAGUCUGAGUGUCACUACACCAACGGCAUGCAGCGGGUGAGGUAUCUGAAAAGACUGAUCUGGGACCAGCAGGAGAUCUGUUACUAUGACAGUGACUUGGGCUUCUCGGUGGCCCGCACGGAACUGGGUCGGCCGAUCGCGGAGUAUUGGAACAGGCUGGAGUGGCUGAGCUACUUGUGGGCUUCAGUGGAGAAGUUCUGCAGUUAUAACCAUAGGAGAUUUAAGAACAUCACUGUGGGUAGGCGAGUUAAGCCCAGAGUGAAAAUUUCCACCCUGAAAGCAGAGUCUUCCCACCGCCCCAGCUUGCUGGUUUGCUCUGCGACAGGGUUUUAUCCUUCUGAGAUAGCGACCAAGUGGUUCAAAAAUGGGCAGGAGGAGACAGCUGGAGUUGUAUCCAGGGAGCUGCUACAUAAUGGAGACUGGACCUUCCAGAUCCAGGUGAUGCUGGAAACAAAACCCAGGUGGGGAGAUGUCUACACCUGCCAAGUGGAGCACAUCAGCCUGCAAACGCCCAUCACCAUGCAGUGGGUGGCACAGCCUGACUCUGCCAAGAGCAAGAUGUUCAUUGGAAUUGGGGGCUUCGUACUGGGGUUGAGCUUCACGGUGCUGGGACUCCUCGUCUACCAGAAGAAUAAGAAAGGGUACCCGUGCUUGGACACUGCAGAAUCUCAGGCUGCUGGGAGUGACAGGGGCAGCUCUACAAACUUACUGCUCUGUGCCUAAAUCCUUCCAAGUUCUGUGAAGGGCCAUCUCUAAAUCUUCCCUUAACUCUCUGUAUUCAUGCAUGAGCCAUUACUCUUUCCCUUCCCCUCGCUAGCUGUUUUUUGUGGGCUCUUGCUCAGGUCACUACUGUGCUGCCUCUGAUGAAGGGAAUCACCACUUUCCCUCAAUUGGAGCAGGUUCCCCUCCUGCCAACUUUUCCUGCCGCCCCGCCCCAGAUUUAACUGCUCUGCAAUUAAAGAACAAAGUGCUUGUAGAUCUGAGAUUGUCCCUCAGGGGCUGAUUUCAUGCAAGCUGUUGACUUGGGGAAUCUCCAAUGGAAGAGGAGGGAAGGAUCCAUGUUUCAUAUGGAGCUGAGGAUGGAUGUCCCGCUACUCAGAGUGCAGCACAUACCCAGAUAGAAAAGAGGGGAAUAAAUAGUAAUGUUUCUAACUAAUGCUUUUCACUUAGAGAAAUUUUAUCUAAGGGUCUGAAAGGAUUUGAUAACUGUGAGUUAAUGAAAAGUACUAAUUAACCUGGUGUUAAUCUUUAAUUUCAUGUGUUUGGUAACUUUCUGAAACAGAUCUGUGAUUCUGUAUAUCAUGACACCCCACCCUUUGGCUAAUGGAGAUUGUACUGUACUCAGCUGAUGAGCAGAACAUGAAAACCUAUGUAGAACAGCAAAUUAAAGAGAUAAAGCCUUCCCCAGGUAACUAACAACCCAUGAGAUUAGAAACAUGGAGAGAAUGUUUACACUCUAAUUUGCCUUUCACUGUCAUUGCUGGUUUGUUCUUGCUGCUGCUUUUACUCCUGGCAACGGCCUCAGUCCGCUUAGACACUGAAAUUCGGCUGCUCAGUCUCCGUUCCUGUCUCUAACUAGGUUCACGGUGUGGUUCUCAUGCACUAAUCUGCUGCUGUUGUACUUAUCGUAGGGUUUUAUCCUGACACCCAUCAUAGAUUUUGUAGAAUUUAAUGCCAAAAAGGACCACUAGCUCUUCCAAUAUGAUCUCCUGUAUAAAUUUUAUAUAUAGCCCCCUAUAUUGAGCCCAAAGACUUUAGUUGGACCUAAACAUUUCAGUCCUCAGGAGAAUAAACUGUUUUAUGCCAUUGGGAAAAAACAGGAGAAACAUCGGUGCCAAACUCACAGUGAUAAACCAGAACCUGGAUUUCAGACCUCAGGGACUUGGCAGUGUCCCAGAAAUGAACCAACACAAGAUAAAACCCAAUGACGCUUUGAAAAGUAGCAUCCCCAAGGUUAAACCUACGAGG
Molecule: messenger RNA, 2132 nt
Organism: Malaclemys terrapin pileata
Lineage: Eukaryota; Metazoa; Chordata; Testudines; Emydidae
Product: rano class II histocompatibility antigen, A beta chain-like
Exons: 5
Coding region: 39-887 (282 amino acids)
Biological process (GO): peptide antigen assembly with MHC class II protein complex; immunoglobulin production involved in immunoglobulin-mediated immune response; immune response
Cellular component (GO): membrane; MHC class II protein complex
Molecular function (GO): MHC class II protein complex binding
Source: RefSeq, a predicted model, not a curated record